AUGUCCUUCGACCUAUACGUAGUGUACCUUUGUCACUAUGAUCACGGCGACCUAGCCAAUAAGUUCAUGAUCCACAAAGAAAAUGUCUUUGCGAUCCAACGACAGCGUCUCUCUUGGCCUAUGGCUUUCCGAUAUGACCUUGCCAUCCGAGUGCCUGUCCUAACUUUCAGAAACGCAGAUGGAACCCUAGCCAACCCAGCGGUACGGGACGAAACCAAGGAACGCGACGCACUUCUUGAUUCCGAGAGACUGCAAGACUUCCGCAGAGAGUUCUCCGAUGUUAACCCUUAUGCCAAUGGACAAGUUAAACAAAAUGUUAACCCGAUUUCUGGAGAACACUACAAGAACCAAUCUGCGACCUACUCCUACAACUCCAACGGCCUACCCAAUCACCAAAGAUACGAGAACACUAGCGGUAAACCCAAUGCGCGAUCCUGGGCUUAUGCCAAUGGCCAACCUACGUACGACGGACCAGGUAGUAAUGGUUACAAUACCUGGGAAGAUCGCGGCGGAAGCGGUCACAACCGUAGCAGUCGUGGCCGUGGUCGCAGUGGCCACUGGCAAGACUAUUCCAACAACGUCCGCGAUUACAGUGAGGGUAGUGGCUUGUGGAGAAGAGACAGACGCGAAGACCGCUGCGGCGAUGAGCGUGACGUUAAUAACCCUAGAAAUAGUGGAAGUGGGAAGGCAAAGGCCCAGGGUACCACGUUUGAUUCCCUAUACAAAUUCAGGCCGUCAUUUCGACAAAAGAUGGCCAAAAGACCACGUAGUGUUGCGGUAUCGGAGGCGAUGUUGAGGAAGUCUUAG
Melampsora larici-populina 98AG31 is the source of this 807-nucleotide messenger RNA. RefSeq lists its product as uncharacterized. The transcript is spliced from 4 exons. The record is from RefSeq and is a predicted model, not a curated record. Lineage: Eukaryota; Fungi; Basidiomycota; Pucciniomycetes; Pucciniales; Melampsoraceae. The coding region runs from base 1 to 807 and encodes 268 amino acids.